Molecule: messenger RNA, 548 nt
Organism: Raphanus sativus (radish)
Lineage: Eukaryota; Viridiplantae; Streptophyta; Magnoliopsida; Brassicales; Brassicaceae
Exons: 3
Coding region: 128-352 (74 amino acids)
Biological process (GO): protein import into mitochondrial matrix; protein insertion into mitochondrial inner membrane
Cellular component (GO): TIM23 mitochondrial import inner membrane translocase complex
Source: RefSeq, a predicted model, not a curated record
AAAAUCCAUUGUCCAAGGAAGUAAAAAACUUUAUAAGCGGCGGACAACCAGAAAAUUAUUUUCCGACAGAGAAACACACAGCGAAGAAGUUGUCUUAAAACCUUCCGAAAACAAAAACUGUUGAAAGAUGGCGAGAGAAAAAACUAGUUGUUUGAGCAGAAUCGCUGCCGGAGCUGCCAUCGGCGGCGCACUUGGCGGCGCUGUAGGUGCUGUCUAUGGAACUUACGAGGCGAUUGCUUUCAGGGUCCCUGGGCUUAUGAAGAUAAGGUACAUAGGGCAAACAACCGUGGGCAGCGCUGCAAUUUUCGGACUUUUCCUAGGUGCUGGCAGUUUGAUACACUGUGGAAAAUAAGCGUCAAGUUUGAGACCUUGCAAAAAGUCUCAUGGUGAAAGAUUUGUUUUUUAAUUAGUAUUCUGGAUGAAUUGUCUUAUGUGUUUGGCUGCUAUAUGAAUUAUCAUCUCUUGGAUUUUGAUGCUUGUUAUUCAUUUUGCCUUCUAUACUUCUCUUAAUGAAAAGAUCAUGUUACAAGGAUCUUAAUUUUAGAAUA